Messenger RNA from Bicyclus anynana (squinting bush brown), 5858 nucleotides. RefSeq names its product eyes absent homolog 2 (gene eya). The record is from RefSeq and is a predicted model, not a curated record. NCBI's taxonomy places the organism in Eukaryota, Metazoa, Arthropoda, Insecta, Lepidoptera, Nymphalidae. The transcript has 15 exons. The coding region runs from base 551 to 2521 and encodes 656 amino acids. Gene Ontology annotation, molecular function: protein tyrosine phosphatase activity. Gene Ontology annotation, cellular component: nucleus. Gene Ontology annotation, biological process: cell differentiation; multicellular organism development; positive regulation of DNA repair.
UUUCAGUACAGCUUCGGAUAGCCGCGAAGCACUGCUUUUGUUCAAUACGAAUUGUUUACCGAGGCGAUUUUUUUUUUAAAUCCUACGGGGUUAUUAUCGGCGGACAAAAUACAAACCGGAUCUUUUGACAAACCCGUCUUUAAAGAUAGAAGCAAACAUAAAUAAAAAUUUUGCAUUGUAUUGCGGUAAAACAAAACUUUAGUGUAAAUUUUUUUUGGUGUUGUGUUUUUGUGUUAUUUACGUGAAAUGUUUGCUGUUAAUAAUUCGGGUAAGUGAGGUGAUACGGUUUGGAAACUGUGGUGGUGUGGUUAAAACAAUGGCAUGUAUUAAUUCAUAGCUAAAGCGCAUGCAAAAACAAAGUCAAAAUUCCAAAUGUAGCGGGAAUGCAGACGAUAAGGCUAGAGGUACAGUGCUAUGGAUGAUGGACGCAAAUCCCAAACCAAAGACAAAGACAUUGCGUGUGUAAAAACAAAAUGACAUUUAAACUCUCCCGCCAAAGUGAUGUGUGAGUGAACGAAUACCGAACGAACGUAAUGAACGGUUCGGGAACAUGGUGACACUGAUGCCCUGUGGGUACCUCGGCGGCGCCUCACCGCGCUGCAAUCUGGAACACGAGCCUAAGGCAAAGCGAUCCCGGCCGGACGCGGGCACUGAUGUACGGUUAUCAGGCGAAGUCAACACAAGUCCUUGCGAAUCCGAAUCAACGUCAGACUCACCGCCUUCACUACUUCAGGACGCAACACUACCAGCUCUUCUAGUAUCGGGAUCUACGACGCUGUUUCAAAACACAAAUACAUCAACGAAUACUGCAUUAAGUCUGACGUCUGUAGAUAAUCUUGGCUUACCAAGCUCAGAAGUAGAAAGUUGUAGUAUAACGAACGGAUGCGCGACGAGCUCGUCACUAGCCGGUCUGGCUUUACCCUUGACGUCGACCGGUGGAUUGUGUUCGACGACAUCAUCGUCAGCGGUUGCUUGGUUGAUGAAUGAGGAUAGCACGGGAGGUGGUGUUAAGAGCGAGGUGCGAAGCCCGGGGCUUUGCGAAGCAGACGUGGCUCUUUACGGCGAAACGUUACCAUACGACCAGUCCACACUGUCCUACCAGUAUUAUAAUAGUAUGCAACAGUAUGGGAGCGGCGGCACGGCAUCGUCAUACGUCGGCUCGACCCUGUACAACCAACCCUACGCCGCAUACCCGCCAGCGCACAACGCUAAUAACAGGUCGUCGUGCAAAGCGACGCCGACGUAUCUUAGCUAUGGUGUAGGCAGCAUGGGUACCGUACCUAGCAACUUCGCCACGCAACCUUCACCAUACGGCUAUCCUUCUUACAAUAGUGGUUUGACGCAAUCCUUUCCGAACAGUCAACAGGACUACAGUAGUUACACGACGGGUUACGCGGACCACAGUGUAGCACAAUAUGGCGGUUACUACGCCACCCCCAGUUACUCACCCUAUGUGAGCUCACCGAGUAGUAGUGGCAGUGCUGGACAUACUUCUUACCAUCUCGGAGGCACUUUAUCAGAGUCUCCCUCAUCAAUGUUGCCAACUUUAACUGAUACUCCUCUUUCUCCAAUCAAAAACGAAGUGCAUGCUGCUAGUCGGAGAUGUAGAGAAAAUUCUGGUGAGGGCACAGCAACUAGAUCAAGGGGGCGAGGGAGACGGAACACAUCCUCAUCACCGGCACAACAUGUUCCUGAACCGGCCACUGAUAGGGUUUUUAUAUGGGAUCUUGAUGAAACUAUCAUCAUUUUCCAUACUCUACUCACUGGCACAUACGCAACUAAAUAUAAUAAGGAUACCCAACAGAUAGUGCAAUUAGGUUUUAGAAUGGAAGAACUAAUAUACAGUUUAUGUGAUAUGCAUUUUUUCUUCAAUGAUGUUGAGGACUGUGACCAGGAGCACAUAGACGCGGUGGCGGCGGAUGACAACGGGCAAGACCUGUCAGCGUACAACUUCGCCUCCGACGGAUUCCACGCGGGCGCCGCACCUAACACCGGCUUAUGCGCGCCUGGUGUACGCGGCGGAGUCGACUGGAUGAGGAAACUAGCCUUUAGAUACAGAAAAAUUAAAGACACCUACAAUAAUUAUAGAAAUAGUGUCGGAGGUCUCUUGGGUCCAGCAAAACGAGAGCAAUGGCUCCAGCUUCGCGCCGAGUUAGAACAAGCCACUGACAACUGGCUCACACUUGCGUGCAAAUGUCUCAAUAUGAUCAACUCAAGGGAGAAUUGCGUGAAUGUGCUAGUAACGAACACGCAGCUGGUGCCGGCCCUGGCUAAAGUCCUACUCUUCGGCCUUGGCGGAGUGUUCCCCAUCGAGAACAUCUACUCGGCCACCAAAACAGGUAAAGAAACGUGUUUUGAAAAAAUCAAACAGCGCUUCGGCGAUCGGUGUACGUACGUAGCGAUCGGCGACGGGCCCGACGAGGAGGACGCGGCGAAGAAAAAGAACUAUCCGUUUUGGAGGAUAUCGGGCCACUCGGACAUCGCCGCGCUGUACAACGCGCUCGACAUGGGCUUCUUAUGAUUUGCUGCUACUCUGGUACUUUGGUUCUCUUUGUAUUAAAUUUUUUAGAGAAAAUAUGGGGAAAAAAUAUGAAAAUUAUAAUCAGAACACUGGGUUAGGCUACCAGGAUAUCAUAUAUUCUGAUAUCCUGGGGUCAUGGUCAGGGCAAUCAAUCUGAUUACAAAGAUGGAAUAUUGUCCGUCUUAAAAUAUCCGGAAAAUUAGUACCAGUGUGUUCUUAAGAACCUUGUUCUGAUCAGGAAUUGUAAGUCUUCACAAGACAGUAGCAUGUUGGACACUGUACUAGCAAGCGACUUAUAAAUAAUAUAAUAAAUAUAUUAUCAAAACAAAAAGAAAUAUUUUCAAUCAGUACGGUGGUAUAGAAAAUAUCGCUCCCUUGUACUAUCGUAACGAAAAGAGCAACAUAUUAUAACAUUAUUCUCUUUCGUUACGCCAAAAUCUUGCUGAUGAUAUCACAGUGAAGCACUAAUUGGAUGAAAAUAACUUUUAUGUGUGAGCCUGGAACAUUACUGGACCCUGUAAUGUGAGGCUGAAAACAUCCCAUUUAAAAUUAAAAUGUUGUACAAAUACUGUAUAUAGUAACUGUAUAUAGUACUGUAUAUAGUACUGUAUAUAGUAUCUUGUACUGCUUUUUAUUUUAUGAAUGUCGGGUAAAGUCUCGGAUACACUGGCGCGUUUAAGUUUGCGACUUGAAACUAACAGGUCGAAUGGUUAGUGCAACGCAAGACGCAAGUAAAAACGCAAUUAUUAAAGAAAAUCACGGCUAUUCAUCUUUUCAUAUGAAAAAGUUCUGAUGACCGCAUAUUAUGUUUUAUGAAUAAAUACAUUUAUUUUAAUGACUAUCAAACCAUAUCAGUAACGUCUUAGACAUAGGGACUAUUAAGUACAGUUUUGUAAUAUUGUUAAGUUUUUGAGCUUUCAUGUCUCUGGAUCGAGAAAUUAUGGUUUAGUUUAAAGCUCAAAGUCAGCUCAAAACUUACGACGGGAAAUGUUUCUAGAAUUUUUUUUUUUGUAAAUAUUUAUUCAAUUGUAGAAAAUAAAAAAAUAAUACGUUAGGAUUAUUCUAAUUCCAUUCCUACUACGUAAGUUUUUAUAUAAUCUAUACAAUGUACAGAACAUUUUUAAUUUUUAGAAAAUAUAAAUGAACGAUACUUGGAGACUUAGGAAAAUUUUAAAGCGUUUGUUUUUCAUUUGAAAGGAAAAUUGAUUUAAUCGAUUUUAUCAAAAAAGGAUGACACAUAAAAUUAAUUUUGAUGACAACAUUAAACGAUGUAUUUUUUUCCCAGUGGCAAUAAUUUUAUAAUUAUAAAUAUUUUUCUUAUACUCUUUGGCCAACAUAAUUGAUAAAAAUAUUAGUCAACUGAGGGUAUUAUAUUUGUUAUUUGUAUUAAAAUAACAACAAACUAUGUAUGUAUAAUCUAAGUAAGACACAAGCGACUCAAUAUUUUCGUACAAUCUUAAAACAAAUACUCUGUAAACAAAUCCUAACCCAUUUUACACAGUUAUACAUAAGUUCACUUUACGUUAAUUUAAAUUAAGCUUUUAUACUACCAAAUAACCGACAAUAUUACAGCGCUAGUAAAAUGCUUUUUAAUAUUUUUUUAAUGUACAAACUAGUAUUUUUUAUAUCAUUCUUCAAAAGCGAUAAGUGGCUUUUAGUCUUUUUUAAUGAACAAUGGCCAACUUUCAAACGAAUUUUUGAUGACAAUUUAAUAUUUGCGUCUAUGGGAUGAAAAAUAAUUAUGUUAAAGUCAUCGAUCUCCUAUGAAAAUGAAAUGAAAAGUGGAUGCAUAAUCAGCGACCAAAAAACGUCCCCACUCAAUGAAUGCCAAAUACAACUUCUUGGCACUCAAUAUAAGGAGUCUCAUUUGCAAAUUUAACCUUAAUCUGAAUCCUUAAGGUUGAAUUUGCUCUGAAUUUGGGAUUUUAUUGAAUAUUGGACUAUAUCUAAAGGCCUUUAGGUAUAAUUUUCUUUACCAAUAAUUCUAAAAUUGUCAAAGCAAUUAGCCAGUUUUUAAGUGAAAUUUUCUACAUGAUUGUGCGUCCUUUUAUUAUAAGAGGUCAAUAGUUAAAGUAUAGAAAACAAAUUUCUGAAUAGCUUCAUAUUAAGGUUUAUUAAGUCUGGAAUAAAAGAUAUAUAUUUCUGUUUGAAGUUUGUACUAUUUGCUUUAUAAUUACUAUAACUGCCACAUGUUAUCUAGGACCAAGUGCAAUUUUUACUGCGAGCAACGAACGUAGGACGCCACAAAUUAUGUAAGACCUUAUUACAUUUCGCCCUCAUUCGCACGAGAGCUUUUUUAACGGGCGUUAAUAAACUGUUCAAAUACAACAAAAUAAUGCAUUCCCAAAUAUAUGUUCACAUGACAGCGUUUUUAAAACACGAUGUUUUUUUUUUUCGAGCAGUGUUGUAUUUUCAAUUUUGGGCGUUGGAAAUAGACUUCAUUAUGAACGCUUUUUAACGUCAAAAAAUUCUCGUGCGAAUGAGGGUUUCGUGUAGGUCACACCGUGAUAUUCGAAUAUUCAUUUUCAGUGGCUUUUAACUUGAUAAGUGUCAUAUUGACUCUCCAUAUUCCGUUGUUGUAAUAUUGAAUGAGCAAAAAUUAGUGUGAUUGUAGUUGAUUUAAAAGACUUAAAAGGAAUUUUUCAAUUUUGUGCAUGAAUUUUGAAAAGUUUUCGGUUUUUUUAAUUGUUAUACUGAAUACACUGUUACUAUUUUUAAUGUCACAACCUUGUACACUCACUAAUUACCAAUACAGUAAUACAACUUCAUUACCAUUUUGGGUUCCAAAUAUGUAACAAUUACAAACCAAACUCGCACAUAUUGUGUCGCACACAUUUUAUUUUGUGACUAUUUUGUAAAACAUAUUACUUUGUUCUUACUCAUACCUAUAGUUAUUAACUAAAUGUAUUAUGAAACUGCAUUUUUAAACGUCUUAAUGUAUGUUUGAUUAAGCAGACAUUGUUUAAAACGAAAUGUGAAAUCAAUUGACGUACUGAAUCUUAUUGUUUGAGCAACGUGCCAUUUAUGGAACCACAGUAGUUACGCCACAACAUUAGUUUUGGCUUUCUUUGUGUGACUGUACCUACAUGCAUUAAAAGAGAUAUUUUAAAAUAAUUAUGUUAUUAUUAUGCUAUGUAAUUUUGUUUGUCAUGUCCUAAUAUUUUACAAGAAAUAGCAAUACUUUUGUAUAAAAAAAAAUCGAAAAUUCAAAAAAUGUAAAUAACAGUUAAAAUUUUAGAUAUUAAAGAAAUAUAGCUAAUAUGCUAGUGAUAUAAAAUUUGAUUAAAGAGUUAUGAUUAAUCGAGUUGUAAAUAAAAAAUAUAUUAUUUGAUGAUUA